UUUUUUCUGGUGAGGGACCUGUCCUCUUGGACGGUUUUGUUCCCCAGAGUUUCUCGUCGGUUCCUUCGGUUACAUUUCUGGAGACGGGUGUAGCUGGUGUGUGUUAGCGUAUGCACGGUACUUCGUAGACAUGGUACAGUAUCAUAGUAUUUUUGCCUUCGUGUUGCGACCGUCGCUGCUUUUGGGUGUGGUGGGAGGCAAAUCUUUGUUGUAGCCUUGUUGAGAAGGAGUCUGCGACUCAUUCUAUGUCCCGAAAUUGGUUAGCUUAGCGGCGUUGUGUGAUUGAGUCAGACGCGCGGCACGAGGCUGGGUCUUGGCACUAGAAUAUAUAAAGGGACGGGCAUCCCUCCACCCUCCCUUUAAAAACCUCUGGUCUCCUCCACGCGUAAACAUCAUAUCCCCGUUUUGUCCACCACCCUGACAAGACCCGAAAUAUCGACUUCUACAACGACCCGAUCAGUGUUCGUUCUGCUUGAAGCGAUCUCUCCACUCUUCUCAAAUUUCACUCCUUUUAUUACUUUUCUACAAAUCGCCGCACGGUCACACCCGAGCGAUUAGUCAGCGUGGUCAGGAAGGCUCUCUGUCGGAUCGCCAUUACUCAUCGAUCUUUCAACGAUAGAAUCCAUCACCGGCUCAUCACCCUUACCCUUUGCCAUUCGUCUCUUGGAAACCAGGACGACUACAUUCUCUACAAGCCCCAUAUCAUCGUUCCUAAAGUAGGGGAGACAUUUGGUUGUUCUUCUCCUCGAUCAACCUCGUUACCUACCCUAAACCGCCCUUUCCAGAUACCCCACUCCACCUCCGCUCUCCUACAUCAACCCGCCCACCCGAAGCUUUUCCGCAAACAUCCACAACCUCAUCAACCCUUCCGUUCAUCACGAAUCCAUAGCUUUCCUCAUCGAUCCUAAUUAUGGCGGCCAUUAUUUCUCACCCUCAGAAUGCCCAGCAAGCCAAGGCUUUCACUAGCCCCGCUUCUUUGUCCUUUCCCGGUGGCGCUGGCGACUUGACUCCUCCAUCCGAUGUUGAGAGCCACAAGGUCCAAGUGGGCGGACAGCAGGCCAACGAUCAACCCGGAGGCGUCGUCACUCCCGCCACUCCGGCUGCGACCCCAGGUGGUGGGCCAACCGUGAGUGGUAUUGUGCCUACAUUGCAGUGAGUACUACCAAAUUGUAACCGGUUUUGACUUAUCAAGCUUAACUGGUAUGCGUAAAGAAACAUCGUCGCAACCGUCAAUCUUGAUUGUCGAUUGGAUUUGAAGACGAUUGCACUGCAUGCUAGGAACGCGGAAUACAAUCCUAAGGUACUAACUUGCUUUCUGCUACUCUGGCUGUCUCCCCGGUCUUUUGUAGCGAUGUGCUUAUGCUGUCAAUUUUAGCGUUUCGCCGCUGUUAUCAUGCGUAUUCGCGAACCUAAAACCACUGCACUCAUUUUCGCGUCUGGCAAGAUGGUCGUUACUGGUGCCAAAUCCGAGGAUGACUCCAAGCUCGCCUCGCGCAAAUACGCUCGCAUCAUCCAGAAACUUGGGUUCAACGCCAAGUUUACCGAUUUCAAGAUCCAGAACAUCGUUGGCUCGUGUGAUAUCAAGUUCCCCAUUCGCCUCGAGGGUCUCGCCUCCCGCCAUCAUCACUUCAGCUCUUAUGAGCCCGAAUUGUUCCCUGGAUUGAUCUACAGAAUGAUUAAGCCUAAGAUCGUUCUGCUCAUCUUUGUGAGCGGGAAGAUUGUCCUGACGGGUGCGAAAGUUCGCGAGGAGAUCUACAUUGCCUUCGAAUCCAUCUAUCCUGUGCUCAAUGGUAUCAUUCCCCUCCUUCCCGUUCUCAUAUGACGUUAGGGAUUUUUUGCUUACGAUUUUCACAGAUUUUAGAAAAGUUUAAAACCUUGGGGCUCAUUACAACGUUAUCGUUUCCAUUGUACUAUUACCUCUUCUCUCUUUUAUGACUGCAUGACGUCUCAUCAAAAGUAAAUUGGGAGGGUUCAUUCCGGUUUCAAAUAGGGAAAGCAGUUCACCGCGACCGAAGUUGUCGGGACUCUUUCGCCGUUGCUAUAUUAUUUUGCAUCGUCCGGGGUGUUUUUUGUUUUGGGUUCCUUUUUCCGUUUCCUCUUUUUCCUUCCAUCACAUGGGUAUGGGUUGUAUUUCUGGAGCAUCGCACUUUUAGAACCCCUUGUUUUGUGAAUCCGCCAGCAUUUCCCCCCCCUGUUCUCACCCCUUUUCCCAUCCAUUUUUCCCUUACUACACUUUUUUCUUCACUAUGUGUUAUCAGGGAUGCGGGGAAGAGCCGGGGGGGGGUGGCUUGAUCUCGAAGGAGAUUGAGCCAAGAUUUCCCCCAAGCAGAGCGUAUGGGUAUAGAGUCCCAAGCAGACGCUGAGGUUCGUAAUAAGCUCCUCUACUUGCGGGUGGGGGGUUAACAUUUGUAUCGCUUCUGGGGAUAAUUUGCUUUCCUCGAUAGCUGUCAUGUCAUGUAUCAAGUUACCACCGUGGUCUGUAGCAUAGAUUACGUUGGGAAUUGACCAUUAUUACUGAGCCUUGAACUCUUGGAUGUUUUUGAAUACCUGUGAAAAUUUAGGUGAGUAACUGCCACUGUUGGAAACUGAAGUGAUUUUCGUGCAAAUCUUGCGGUGGUGUUGGCCGAAUCCUUUGUAGCUCAGAAAUGGAUGGGUGUUAACGAGUACCGUACUCCCUUUUGCCUUGUUGUGAUGGCCUCAAAUGUCUUCUGAGGGGCGUGAGUUGCAACAACCUCCAGGUGUCCUCUUCUCCCAGAAACAACCAUCGAUUCCCCGCGAAACAUCUAUCAGCCCUCUCCCAGUCCACCGUCCGAACCUCCUCAGGAGACUCGGCCCUCUUGCAACCCCUCUCUGGUCGAAGCUAGCCUUCGUAUUUUCAACAGGCUCACCGUUUCAGAGCUUGGCUCUCGGAGCUGCCAGGAACCCACGGCUCAAAAUGGUACACUUAGUCACCCCCCUCUCAACAUUUCCGUGUCAGGGACUGUCGGCAGACGGCUAAUACACAGCACCUUUUAGAAUUCUCUCUUCAACUCUGCUCUUAAGCAGAUACAGUCUAUCAAGAAGGACUUGGGUACAUUCGCAGAGUCUCCUGGAACCUCAUCACCAGCCCUACAAGGUAUGAUGGAAAAAUCAUCCAAGCCCCGCCCAUAGACAUCAAAUAAAGGUACUCACUCACCAAAUUCAGGACAGAUAUCCGCUUCAUUAGCUUCUCUCUCACGAACUAUCGAUGAUUACGACUCCAUGGCAAAGCGAGAGAUCGUUCCCGCAAAGCAAGAAAAGGCGUUUCAACGCGUCAGGAAUUUCAGGAAGGAGAUUUCGGAGCUCAAGCAGCAGUUUGUUAAAUUGAAAGGAGAAAGGGCGGAUGCUGUAUGGGGAUUCCACAUCAAUGUUUCGCACGAGCGCUAACGAUGAGGUUAUUCUAGGAGCAUACCGUCGCUCGUAGUGAACUCCUCGGACGGCGCGGACACUCAUCCGCGACCCCCGAGAACCCCUAUGCGAACACAACACAAACCAGAAACGCCCCUUCCCCGUAUUCUCCGUUCGCACCGGCCGGGGGUGUCACCCAGACUCAUACGAUGUCCCAAGAAGAUAAUAUCUUCCGGGAAAGAGAUUUCAUGUCCCGUACGAACGAUCAGCUCGAUGACUUUCUCGAUCGGGGCAGGGCCGUAUUGGCGGACCUGGGUGAACAGAGACAGAUGUUGAAGCGCACUCAACGAAAGCUUUACAACGUCGCGAAUACAUUGGGAGUGAGCAGGGAUACAAUUAGGAUGAUUGAGCGGAGGGCUAUGCAGGAUAAGUGGAUAUUCUAUGGUGGAAUCAUAGUCUUCUUCCUCUUUUGUUACCUGGUCUUGAGGUGGUUGCGUUAAGGCUGGGUAGUGGGGGAGGUGGGAGACAUGAAUGCGUAUAAUAAUAAUGUAUGGCUGUGGGAGGCGUUUUCCCUCUCUUCUCAAAAUCUACUUCUCUCGUGAGCUGUCAUGCACCGUACGUAGGUCCUCAAGGUACCGUAAUAGUCGUCGACUCCUCCUCCCCCCCGGCGUCAAGGGUGAGGGGGAAAAAAUAACAAUAACACACACACACACGAGUUUGUCGUGACAAAUUUCGAUACACACCACAGGCAAAGUGCUGUAAGUAAGACGCUUGAAUCGUUUGAAGCGAUCAGUAGAUGCUUUCCUUUUCUCCUUCCGCUCAUGGAUGCGCAUCACAGAGUGGUCAUCAUUUCAGCAAGACAGUGUGCCGCGCUGUACAGUAGUAGUAGUAGUAGAGCUCCAGGUGUCAUCAUAGUUUCUCGCUUCUCUGCCAGCCCUUGCGGUUACUACGCUGCCCCUUCAUCCCUCAACCUCCUCUCAUCUUCAUGCCCCGACCAACUUCCUCCUCACUCCACC
Tuber aestivum (summer truffle) is the source of this 4382-nucleotide messenger RNA. The record is from the annotation of a GenBank genome assembly. Lineage: Eukaryota; Fungi; Ascomycota; Pezizomycetes; Pezizales; Tuberaceae.